Phyllostomus hastatus (greater spear-nosed bat) is the source of this 3153-nucleotide messenger RNA. It is a transcript of the gene MAPT, whose product is annotated as microtubule associated protein tau. Gene Ontology annotation, cellular component: neuron projection. The transcript is spliced from 13 exons. The record is from RefSeq and is a predicted model, not a curated record. NCBI's taxonomy places the organism in Eukaryota, Metazoa, Chordata, Mammalia, Chiroptera, Phyllostomidae. Gene Ontology annotation, biological process: neuron projection development; microtubule cytoskeleton organization. Gene Ontology annotation, molecular function: microtubule binding. Bases 333 to 2891 code for a protein of 852 amino acids.
GACAGCCGAGCUUCGGGACGCUCGCGCGCGCCCACUGGUGGCGGGAGGAAAAGACGCCCGCGGAGGCCUCGCUGUCCGCCUCUGCGCCGGGGUGGCUCGCGCUCCUGCUGCUCGCGCUUGCGCCGCCCGCCGGUCUCGGGAGCGCUCUCUCUCGCUGGUGCGCGCGCUCGCAGUCUCUGCCACCCACCCGCUCCCGCACCAGCUCCGGCACCGGCAGCAGCACCGCCGCCGCCGCCCACCUUCAGCCGCCGCCGCCACCACAGACACUUUCUCCUCUGCUUUCCUCUACUGUCUUCGCCCUCUGUCGACUGUCAGGUGGGCCUUCAACCAGGAUGGCCGAGCCCCGCCAGGAGUUCAACAUGAUGGAAGAUCAUGCUGGGACCUACGGGCUGGGGGACAGGAAGGAUCUCCCCUCUCAGGGCGGCUACACCCUGCUGCAAGACCACGGGGGCGACACGGACCACGGCCUGAAAGAAUCUCCCCUGCAGACCCCCGCCGAUGACGGAUCUGAGGAACCAGGCUCUGAAACCUCUGAUGCCAAGAGCACCCCGACGGCUGAAGCUGAAGAAGCAGGCAUUGGAGACACGCCCAGCCUGGAAGACCAAGCUGCAGGACAUGUGACUCAAGAGGAGGUGAGAGCCCCCAGUGAGCAGGGGAAAGUGCGCGAGAGGCCCCUGGCCUAUGGGCUUAGCUCUCAGGUUCAGCCUGGACAUGGCAGAGAAGCUUCUGGGGCCUCCAUGUGGCCUCUGGGAGAGAAAGAGCCCGAAGGUGCCGUCCUGGCCUCCGACCGUUCUCAGCAUCACCCCGUCCGCCAGCUGCCGCCCCCACCAGCAGGCCUUCCGGAGCCCCACCGGGCAUGGGGGCCGAAACGAGGGGACCGGGCCGAGGAGGAGCUGGCUUUUCCGAAGCCCACCUCCCCUGGACACCUGCUGCCAGAGCCUGGCAGUGUCACACUUGUCCAGGAAAGCAUCCUCAGAGAGCCAGGGCUCCAUGGAGAGGAGCCCACAGACUGGAGGACCCUGGGCCUGACCCUGCAGCCCCUGCCCCACAUGCCCAGGGCCCCCAUCCUGCCCGAAGGCCCCAGAGAAGCCACGUACCAGCCUUUGGAGCCAGAACCUGAGGACACAAAGGGAAGUCACCGUAGCCUGGGGAUGACACAGCACCAGCUUUUGGGACACCUGCGCCAGGAGACGCCGCCUCUGAAGGGGGACCAGGGCAAAGAGAGGCUGGGGGGCAAGGGGGUCGACGAGGACCGAGACAUCGAUGAGUCCUCGCCCCAGGACUCCCCCCCCUCCCAGGUCUCCCCAGGUCUGCAGAGCUCCCCAGCCCAAGGCGGGCCACUCCCCCAGACAGGUUCCAGAGAAGCCACUGGCACCCCUGGGGUCCCAGCUCAGGGUGCCAUCCCCCUCCCUGUCGAUUUCCUCUCCGAAGUUUCCACAGAGCCCCAGGUCUCGGAGCCCGAAGGGCCCAGCGCAGGGCUCGAGGAGGAAGGGCAUGACACGCCCCCUGAGUUCGCCUUCCAUGUGGAAAUCAAAGCCAACGUGCAGAAGGAACAGGCAGACUCAGAGGUGGAUUUGGAAGGGGCCGCACUUCCAGGGACCCCUGGAGAGGAUCAAGAGCCCUGGAGCCCCUCUGAGGGAGAGGACACAAAAAAGACUGACCUUCCGGGACCAUCCAAAAAGCAGCCUGUGGCUGGCCUGCCCGGGAAGCCCGUCAGCCGUGUCCCUCAACUCAAAGCUCGCAUGGUCAGUAAAGGCAAAGACGGGGCUGGAGGCGAUGACAAGAAAACCAAGACAUCCACACCUUCCUCUGCUAAAACCCUGAAACGUAGGCCUUGCCUUAGCCCCACACGCCCCAGUCCUGGUAGCUCAGACCCUUUGAUCAAACCCUCCAGCCCCGCCGCGCACCCAGAGCCAUCCUCUCCUAAACACGCCUCUUCUGCCACACCCCGACCCGGCAGUUCUGGAGCAAAGGAGGUGAAAGUCAAGGGGGCGGACACGAAGCCUGGAACGAAGAUUGCCACACCCCGGGGAGCGGCCCCUCCAGGCCAGAAAGGCCCAGCCAAUGCCACCAGGAUCCCUGCGAAAACCACGCCGUCCCCCAAGACCCCGCCGGGCACAGGUGAAUCUGGGAAAUCUGGGGACCGCAGUGGCUACAGCAGCCCCGGCUCCCCUGGCACUCCUGGCAGCCGCUCCCGCACCCCAUCCCUGCCAACCCCGCCCACCCGGGAGCCCAAGAAGGUGGCAGUGGUCCGCACCCCACCCAAGUCACCGUCUUCAGCCAAGAGCCGCCUGCAGACUGCACCCGUGCCCAUGCCAGACCUGAAGAAUGUCAAGUCCAAGAUUGGCUCCACCGAAAACCUGAAGCACCAGCCAGGAGGCGGGAAGGUGCAGAUAAUUAAUAAGAAGCUGGAUCUUAGCAACGUCCAGUCCAAGUGUGGCUCAAAGGAUAAUAUCAAACACGUGCCCGGAGGCGGCAGUGUGCAAAUAGUCUACAAACCCGUGGACCUGAGCAAGGUGACCUCCAAGUGCGGCUCACUGGGCAACAUCCACCAUAAGCCAGGGGGCGGCCAGGUGGAAGUCAAGUCUGAGAAGCUGGACUUCAAGGAUCGAGUCCAGUCGAAGAUUGGGUCCCUGGAUAACAUCACCCACGUCCCUGGCGGAGGGAAUAAGAAGAUCGAGACCCACAAGCUGACCUUCCGUGAGAACGCCAAAGCCAAGACCGACCACGGGGCGGAGAUUGUGUACAAGUCACCCGUGGUGUCCGGGGACACGUCUCCGCGGCACCUCAGCAACGUGUCCUCAACGGGCAGCAUCGACAUGGUGGACUCGCCCCAGCUCGCCACGCUAGCUGACGAAGUGUCCGCCUCCCUGGCCAAGCAGGGUUUGUGAUCAGGCCCCCGGGGCGGUCAGGAAUCGUGGAGAGGAGUGAGAGAGUGUGGGAAAAAAAAAGAAUGGUGACCCGGCCCCUCGCCCUCCGCCCUCCGCCCUCCCCCAGCUGCUCCUCACAGACCAGUCCGUCGGCCAAACACUUAACCUGCUUUUGUCGCUCGGCUCGGGCUCGGGACUUCAAAAUCAGUGACGGGAAUAAGAGCAAAUUUCAUCUUUCCAAAUUGAAGGGUGGGCUAGGAAUAAUAAAAUAUUUUUAAAAACA